UCUCCUGCAGACAAAAAAUGUACACCCUUAUCACAUUUUGGACCAUUUCACCAGCCUUUUCUCAUUUCUUCCCAUUAUAUGGAACCUUCAGUGACCACAUCAAUCUCACCACACAUUCAACAAAAUGUUGCUGAAACAAACAAAACAAUUGACCGUCAAUCAGGAAGAUGUACAUGUCCCGUGUUAAAGCAUUUUGUUAGGCAUUUGAAUCAAUCCCAUAGUGUUUUCCCCCCUUUCCCUUUAAUGCUACACCCAACCGAACAGUCCGUUUUACUUGAAGCACGUGUUAAGCAGAAAGAAACCAGAAGCUCACUUGUGUAUUUUUUUUAAAAACUCUAUCCUUGUUGUGGUUCUGUAUGGCGUAUAACAGACUCUAGCUUUCCCGCCCAUGUGAGACACAACAAGGACACUGUGUGCGUCUGUGUAUGACACCGUGACAAACUGUUGGUAUUAACGACCUGGGAAAAGUACACGUUGCCUCACCAUACUGCAGGAGCCUAUACCCCCCCCCCCCUCAAAAAUACACAGACCGACACACACACACACGCGCGCGCGCACACGCACACACACACACACACACACACACGCACACACACACACACACGCACACACACCAAUGUACCACCAACUUCUUCCACCCAAGGCUUCUGUUUGGCUUGGUAGGUUUGAGUAAAUUACAGUCUUCGGAGCAUUUUUAGAUUUCGCUGUUUGUGAUUUUGACUCUUGGGAAAAUGCCAUGAUCUGCAUCUCCUCAUCUCCUGCAAGGGGCCUCAAUCCAUCAAACCCCUUCAGUUUUUGGAAUCUCUUUUAUGCAUCUAUCGUUUCUGGUGACCAUGUGAAUAUAAACCUUAUGAUAAAAGUAAAGUACUGUCAAAACUAUAUUAUGCUUAAUCCCACGAUUACUUUCUUACAGGUUACGUUUUGAGACAUCAGCCUAGCCUUCAGUUUUGAUGUUUUUUCUUUUAACAAUAGAAAGUUUAAAUGUAGCCGCUGAGCUGCUGCACCGUGCCGUAAACCCAUACUGGUACCCAUACAUCUCCGUCGUGCGCUAUGAGGAGUGGGUUGGGAGUGGGGGAGGCACCGGGGAGGCGCCGUGCGUCGUGCGCUGCAAGGCUUGGCCACGGAUCUGCGCGCGGCGCUCGGUUCCCGUCAGACUGAUCAGAUGCUCAGUGCGCGGCUCAACCCCGACGGCUGACUUAACGCAGAUGAGCCAGAAAAAGCGCUCCACUCGUCGGGUGUUCUUCGUUUCUAAGGCUGAGCUCCACGGGAAUACACAGCCUCAGGACUGUGUUGGCUUACGUCCCCCUGGGGGGUCGAGGGAGAAAAAAACAGUGAGCGGGAGGGAAAGGGAGAGCUAGUAAAAUAGAGAGAGAGAGAGCGAGAGAGAAGAGACGCUGGACUUGCUGUAGCUCUGCGGGGCUGGAAGCCUCUCUCUAAUUUGGGGAGCCUCGGGGGCGAUGCUGCUGGGCGGGGAUGGCGCACGGUUUGAAGAUGCGAGCCGCUGCUCCAACACACCAGCACCGCCGUCGUCCUAUUUUCCCAACAAGUGUUGAUGAUGGUGAUGAUGCUGCCUCCCCCAGUGGUCUUUUUCUGCUCCUCCGGAUCCUACUCGCCCGGGAUUCUUGGUCUUCAAACGCUGGAUUAUAGAUGAUUGUUGUGGACAUAUUUUUUUAAUUUAACUUCAUCAACUCAUCUAUUUUAUUCCCUGGGGAAGUAGGGAAUACAUAAAUUGUUAGAUUGAGGACCGGUGUGUUUUUUCGUCUCCAAGUGCGCGCAAUCACGCCCAAAAUCAGUGAGCGACGCCUUAGUGAGGAGGUGGGGGAGGAGGAGGAAGAGGAGGGGGGAUGCCGCACCGUCCAUCACCAAAUAUCAACAAAUGUCACCAGGCUCGGAUUUUGGGGAAGCCCCCCCUCGGUUGGCGUUUGCAUGUAACCUGAGUUGCGUAGUGGCAGUGAGAGGUGGCAGCAGCUUCAGCAGCAGGGAUUUCUGCCGUGCCACAGCAAACAUUGCGGAUAUAUGGCACAGGGAAAAAUGAAUUAUUAAAGAUUUUACUCUUAUCUAUUUCUAUUCUUAUCUCGCAGAAGAAAAGGGACCUGGAGAGGGUGGGGAAAAAAAAGACAACUGCGGAUCAAGAUGCACUAGGCUGUUGAGAGGGAAAAAAGACGCAGUCUCCAGCCAGGGUAGCCUACUUAUAGUGGAGAUGUUUGCAAUACAUCUGUAAACGCACAGCUAUGCAUUCUUUUUGCGUGUAUUUAAGGUGAUCGAUCGGUUUUCUUAUUCAGAUGCGAGAACAAGAGAGGUUUUUCCCACAAACAAACAAAAAACAGGAUGCCUUGCCUUUUUUCGACCGAUAGAAACGCUAAGGCUAUGAGAUAUUCACAUGUUUGAGAGUUUUCUCACCUUCCAAUAAACCCAAUCCUGUUUUUUUUUUAUCUUGUCAGCGAACUGACUUGCAAGAAAUUACAUAAACACAUCGCUUCAUUUCCCAUUCAAAUUCCAAACACACGAUCAGAGACACCGUGCGCUUUCCUUCUCCCCUCCCCUCCUCUCCCUCUCUUCCCCUCCCCUCUCUCUUCUCUUCAUUUUCACCUCCUCCUACUCCCCUCCCUCCCCCUCCACACACAAAUGGAGGUAUCUUCUUGGCGCUGAAGACCUAGGAAGGAGACACAGAUAGAUAGCAGGGGGAAGGAGAAAGAGACAGAGCGAGAGACUGAGCAACCAUCUCCAUUCUGCAUGUGUGUUUGGAGCCGAGGCUGAUGGAGUGGUGGCAUGUGGAGGUGUCACUCUGAAGUCCCCCCAAGGCUCCUUCCUAACCUCUGGCGUUUGGUGUCUGCAGAAUGGCGCGUUUUGGAGACGAGGUACCCAACAGGUAUGGAGGAGGAGGAGGAGGUGGUGGUGGCGGUGGUGGCGGGGGUGCCGGCGGACAAGGGGGGCCCGGCCGCGGUGGCAGUAGGCAAGGGGGGCCCCCCGGAGCGCAGCGGAUGUACAAGCAGUCGAUGGCCCAGAGAGCCCGGACCAUGGCCCUGUACAACCCCAUACCCGUCCGGCAGAGCUGCCUAACGGUCAACCGCUCCCUCUUCCUCUUCAGUGAAGACAACGUGGUGAGGAAGUACGCCAAAAAGAUCACAGAAUGGCCAUAUCCUUUCAUAAACGGCGAACGAGCAGACUGAGAGGUUUGUACCGAGAGGUGGUGGAGUGUUUGCAGGAGUGCUUG
This is a messenger RNA of Labrus mixtus (cuckoo wrasse), 3214 nucleotides long. Its product is annotated as voltage-dependent P/Q-type calcium channel subunit alpha-1A-like. Lineage: Eukaryota; Metazoa; Chordata; Actinopteri; Labriformes; Labridae. Gene Ontology annotation, cellular component: neuronal cell body; voltage-gated calcium channel complex. Bases 2838 to 3170 code for a protein of 110 amino acids. The record is from RefSeq and is a predicted model, not a curated record. Gene Ontology annotation, biological process: chemical synaptic transmission; calcium ion import across plasma membrane. The transcript has a single exon. Gene Ontology annotation, molecular function: high voltage-gated calcium channel activity.